CACCAGCAGCACCAGCCCUGCCGCGCGACUGGAUUUGUCUCCAGCCCUCCGGGAGCGCGCCACAAAGCGGGCCCCGCGCCUCUCCCUCCGCCCGCGGCUUCUCAGCGCUCGGCUCCGCGGUCAACUUCUCCUCGCUGGGCUCGGCCGGCUGGCGAGGAAGGCGGCGGCGGCGGCGGCGGCGGAACGCCGGGCUGUCUCCUGGCGCUCUCCGCACACACAAUUCUCCCGCGCUCUCUGGGUCUCGGGGGCCGUGCCGGCAUUCUGGCCACCAACAGUCGUCCGGUCAUCUAUGGCAACACUUUUAAGGUCUAGAUUUCCUUUGUUUGUUGAAGGAGACUUCCAGGAGAGCAGAGCUCACAAAGCGGGAGCGUGAACAGUCAGUUCAGAGAGGCAUGCUCCAUCUGGUGUCCAAAAAGAAACAAAUCUCCAUGGGAAUAAUGCAGAAGGUGUCCCAAGCCUCCUGAGCAGUGAACAAAGAUUUGAGAAAGACAACCAAGCUCAUGUUUUCUCCUGAUCAAGAAAAUCAUCCAUCCAAAGCGCCAGUAAAAUAUGGUGAACUCAUUGUCUUAGGGUAUAAUGGGUCUCUCCCAAAUGGCGACAGAGGAAGGAGGAAAAGUAGGUUUGCUUUGUUUAAAAGACCUAAGGCAAAUGGGGUGAAGCCCAGCACGGUGCACAUUGCUUGUACUCCUCAGGCUGCAAAGGCAAUAAGCAAUAAGGACCAGCAUAGCAUAUCCUAUACCUUGUCUCGGGCCCAGACAGUGGUGGUUGAAUAUACUCAUGACAGCAACACUGAUAUGUUUCAGAUUGGUCGGUCAACUGAAAGCCCCAUCGAUUUUGUAGUAACUGACACAGUUCCUGGAAGUCAAAGUAAUUCUGAUACACAGUCAGUGCAAAGCACCAUAUCAAGAUUUGCCUGUAGAAUCAUAUGUGAACGGAACCCCCCUUUUACAGCCCGGAUUUAUGCUGCAGGAUUUGACUCAUCAAAAAACAUCUUCCUUGGGGAGAAGGCAGCCAAAUGGAAGACAUCAGAUGGUCAGAUGGAUGGCUUGACCACCAACGGUGUUCUUGUUAUGCAUCCACGCAGUGGCUUCACAGAAGACUCCAAGCCAGGAAUAUGGAGAGAAAUAUCAGUGUGUGGGAAUGUGUUCAGCCUGCGUGAAACCAGAUCAGCCCAGCAGAGAGGGAAAAUGGUGGAUAUUGAAACCAAUCAGUUAGAAGAUGGCUCAUUAAUUGACCUCUGUGGCGCGACGUUGCUGUGGCGUACUGCAGAAGGCCUUUCCCACACUCCCACCGUGAAGCAUUUAGAAGCUUUAAGACAGGAGAUCAAUGCAGCCCGACCUCAGUGCCCUGUGGGGUUCAACACACUAGCAUUUCCUAGUAUGAAGAGGAAAGAUGUCGUAGAUGAAAAACAACCCUGGGUAUAUCUAAACUGUGGCCAUGUACAUGGCUAUCAUAACUGGGGAAACAAAGAAGAACGUGAUGGAAAAGAUCGUGAAUGUCCUAUGUGUAGGUCCGUUGGUCCUUAUGUCCCUCUGUGGCUUGGCUGUGAAGCUGGAUUUUAUGUGGACGCCGGCCCUCCAACCCAUGCAUUUAGCCCAUGUGGGCAUGUGUGUUCAGAAAAGACAACUGCCUAUUGGUCCCAGAUCCCGCUUCCUCAUGGUACUCAUACUUUUCAUGCAGCCUGUCCCUUCUGUGCACAUCAGCUGGCUGGUGAACAAGGCUACAUCAGACUUAUUUUCCAAGGACCUCUAGACUAACAGACAGUUGUCCUCAGGACUACAUUAUAAAUGUAUAAGCUAAGAGAUUUGGGAUUUCCAGCCUGUUGUCCACGUUACAGUUUCUCUGCUCUGAUCAUUUGCAUUAAGAUGAAGAAUUUUUUUCUAAACGUUUAUAAGAAAUAAUAGCAAUUUCUGAGCAAAAAUCUGGGGAACUCAGUAGGGGAAUUUCUGGAAGUACCAGACUUCUGAAUUCUGAGUUUUGAAAAUAUAUUUUAAGGAGAAAAAGACAUAGCCUAAUUCGAUGCCUUUCGUUUCAGUGGUUUUGAAUCACCCAUCCUCAGUCUUGGAAACUUGUUUUGUAUAACUGAGGGUACUGCUGGUUCAAACUAUGUUAGUUUACAGUUUGUUGCAAACAUUGUAAAAUACAGCAAAAUGUAUAUUAACUUCUUUUCUAUUUAUCUUUAUUAUAGAAAAUACCUUAGAACGUUCUAGAUGGAGUAGUGCGAUGGCGAUGGUGUCACAUCCUUGAUGUGAAUGGUGGUUUAGCGAACGGAGCUCAAGGAUUUGCAAGGUUAAGAAGGGCAAGAGAGCCUCUCCCUACCACCACCCCAUCUAAAUACGGAAUUUGGUAGAUUAGAUACUUGGUAAAACCAAAUUCGUAUUAAUUACCGCUGUGUAAGAUGUGUUUGUUUUUAACCACGUUGAAGAUAAUCAGGAAAGGUUUUUUUUUUUCUUAGUGUUUCUCUUGAGUGUAGUACUAUAACAAAAACUUAAUGCUAAGAGACAUUUUAUAUGCUCCUUUGAAUAUGUAAUGUAAUCUAGAUGAUCUAUUUUUCUCCCAUGAUUACUAAUCUCUUUUUAGUAUCAGCAACAUUUGGCAAGCUUAUUUUGUAGAUAAAACUGUGGUUCAUCUGUUCACUGUUUCUAGAAAAAAAAAAUCACUCCCAUGAGAAAAAGCAUAAAUUGACACAUCAAAGAAGAGUGAUUUGAUUUGCUUUUAGAAAAAGAGAUGCCUAAUUAAUUAUUCUGUAUUUGGCCUUAUCUGGGCAUUAGGAAAUCUAUCGAUACAUAUGGUUGAGUGAUAACAGUGCCCCCCCCGCCCCUUUUUUAACCCAGCAGACCUGCCUUAACUGUGGGUGUGAAUCCCAAGGAGAGUUGCCAUAGUGUGACUCAGGUGGACGUUUGGCUGGCAAAUGAACACCAGUAACAGCAGAGUGAAGGGACAUAACUUGCAUGGUCUGUUUAUUCUCUAAUUCCAGUAAGUUCUUUGCUUUCAGAAGCAAGAGAAAGGCUCUUUUCCCUCCAUCCCCACCUUUUUUUUUUUUUUUUAAUGCAC
This is a messenger RNA of Loxodonta africana (African savanna elephant), 3054 nucleotides long. RefSeq names its product pellino E3 ubiquitin protein ligase 1 (gene PELI1). Bases 501 to 1757 code for a protein of 418 amino acids. NCBI's taxonomy places the organism in Eukaryota, Metazoa, Chordata, Mammalia, Proboscidea, Elephantidae. The transcript is spliced from 8 exons. Gene Ontology annotation, biological process: regulation of Toll signaling pathway; protein K48-linked ubiquitination. Gene Ontology annotation, molecular function: protein binding; ubiquitin protein ligase activity. The record is from RefSeq and is a predicted model, not a curated record.